Messenger RNA from Xiphias gladius (swordfish), 577 nucleotides. Its product is annotated as cyclic nucleotide-gated cation channel beta-1-like. The record is from RefSeq and is a predicted model, not a curated record. Gene Ontology annotation, biological process: retina homeostasis; monoatomic cation transmembrane transport. The transcript has 5 exons. Lineage: Eukaryota; Metazoa; Chordata; Actinopteri; Istiophoriformes; Xiphiidae. Gene Ontology annotation, cellular component: intracellular cyclic nucleotide activated cation channel complex; photoreceptor outer segment; plasma membrane. The annotation marks the transcript as partial. Gene Ontology annotation, molecular function: intracellularly cAMP-activated cation channel activity; intracellularly cGMP-activated cation channel activity; cGMP binding.
AUGGACAUCAUCAGUCUGUUCCCCAUGGAGAUAUUUUACUAUUUCACCGGAGUGAACUCUCUGCUGAGGUUCCCUCGUCUGCUGAAGUACAUGGCUUUCUUUGAGUUCAACGACAGGAUGGAAGCUGUGAUGAAGAAAGCCUACAUCUACAGGGUGAUCCGAACCUCCACAUACCUGCUGUACUCUCUGCACAUCAACGCCUGCCUCUUCUACUGGGGCUCAGACUAUGAAGGACUGGGAUCCAGCAAAUGGGUCUAUGAUGGAAGAGGCAACGCUUACAUCCGUUGUUACUACUUUGCCGUGAAGACGCUGAUCACCAUCGGAGGACUGCCAGACCCCACCACUGUCUUUGAGAUCUGCUUCCAGCUCAUCAACUAUUUCGUUGGCGUCUUUGCUUUUUCUAUCAUGAUCGGUCAGAUGAGAGAUGUGGUCGGAGCAGCCACAGCCGGUGAGAACUACUACCGGGCCUGUAUGGACAGCACCGUCAAGUACAUGAACUCCUACAACAUCCCUCAAGAAGUCCAGAACCGCAUCAAGACCUGGUACGACUACACCUGGCAGAGCCAGGGCAUGCUGG